AUGCCAGUCGAACUCCGGAAACGCCCACCGCCAAAGGAAACCGCGACUCCACCACCGACCGCCAAACGUAGCAGCAAUCCGGUCAAGAAACUCGCCGAGAAGGCCAAAGAAGCCGUCUCGGGAGGUCCCAAAAACGGCGGCAAGAAGAGCACCAAUGGAACUGCCACCGCCGCUGCCCCUGCUGCCGUUGCUGCUGAAGAUCCAACCCCAGCUCCAGCUGUGACGAAGAACGGCGGUGCAGGUUCCAAGAUCGCCGUUGGCGAGACGGUCGACCUCGAGGGGUUUGGAGGCACAGUGCAGACCCACGAUGGGAAGGACACGACUUUGAAGAAGCUGGUGGAAGAGAGUUUGGCAGGUGUGGUUAUUUUCACGUAUCCAAGGGCCAGUACGCCUGGUUGCACCACGCAAGCCUGUCUGUUUCGAGACAGCUAUGCCCCCAUCACCGGUGCUUCGCUCGCGGUCUACGGUCUAAGUACCGAUAGUCCCAAAGCCAACACGACCUUUGCGACGAAGCAGAAGCUGCCGUAUCCGCUGUUGUGCGACCCAAACGCGACAUUAACAUCCGCGAUCGGGCUCAAGAAGCCCGGGCCGGGCAAAUCGACCGCGCGAGGCGUGAUUGUCAUCGACAAGCAGGGCAAGAUCCGCGUGCACGAGCAAGCCGGUCCGCAGAAGACAUUGGACGUCGUGCUCGAAUACAUCAAGACCGAGGGCUUCACUGAGACCGGUGCUCCAUCUGCCGUGGCAGCUCCACCGGCUGAUGAUCCCGCCGCGACGGAGGAAGCGGCGAAGCUGGCUGACCCAAAGUUGUUGGCCGAUCCGGAUGUCAAAAUGGAUGAGGCGCCCUUGAUUUCGACUCCGUCCAGAGAGGAGGCGGAGGCGGCGGAGACGGCCGCGCAGGUGGGCGAGACGGCCGCUAAGAUUGAUUCGGCUGAUGGUGCUGUCAAGGCAUAA
This is a messenger RNA of Exophiala bonariae, 951 nucleotides long. RefSeq lists its product as uncharacterized. Lineage: Eukaryota; Fungi; Ascomycota; Eurotiomycetes; Chaetothyriales; Herpotrichiellaceae. Gene Ontology annotation, cellular component: cytoplasm. The transcript is spliced from 3 exons. The record is from RefSeq and is a predicted model, not a curated record. Gene Ontology annotation, biological process: cell redox homeostasis; cellular response to oxidative stress. The coding region runs from base 1 to 951 and encodes 316 amino acids. Gene Ontology annotation, molecular function: thioredoxin peroxidase activity.